Helianthus annuus (common sunflower) is the source of this 1053-nucleotide messenger RNA. RefSeq lists its product as uncharacterized. The record is from RefSeq and is a predicted model, not a curated record. Lineage: Eukaryota; Viridiplantae; Streptophyta; Magnoliopsida; Asterales; Asteraceae. Bases 1 to 1053 code for a protein of 350 amino acids. The transcript is spliced from 2 exons.
AUGGCUCCUAAAAGACGUGUGAAUACUCGUCAUAGUGGGACUAAUACCUCAGAUGACACUCCUCUCGAGGCUCUUGUUGCUAACGCCGUCAAUACAGCUAUUGCGGGUUUAGUUCCUAACUUAUUACAGCAGUUACAACAAAUGAAUCAUGGAGGUAACCAUAAUGGACCACCACCAGGAGGUAACCACAAUGGACCACCACCAGGAGGUAACCAUAACGGACCACCACCAGGAGUUGAGGCGGAAAACUGGAUCGCUCAUAUCGAGAAAUUGUUUGAAGUGUUGGGCGUUGAUGAUGUGUUCAAAGUCAGGCUUGCUACUUACAAAUUGGAGGAUGAUGCUCAUAGGUGGUGGAAGAUUUUGAAAAGUUCUCAUGGAGGAGAUAAUUACGCAGCUACACUCUCAUGGGAUGAGUUUUGCUCAUUGUUUUAUCAGCAGUAUUUCACUGAUGCUGAUCGUAGUGAAUAUCUGAGAGAGUAUUUAUCCAUCAUGCAGAGAAAUGAUGAGCCUAUCAUGGAAUUUAAGAACCGUUUCUGUCGCUUGGUUAGUUUUCUAGGCCCCGCCGCUGGCACGAUAGAGCUGCAGACAAACUCUUUCAAGUGGGCUAUAUGUGACCGGGAUAGGAAGUUUAUCCUGAAUCUUCGUUUCAAUGACAUUAAUGAGAUUGUUGACGCGGUUAAGAACUUGGAUAACGAUAAGAAGCAUCGUCAGAAGGCGUUUGAUGAUAACCGCAAACGCCCAAGGGAAAAUAAUCAGGAUCACUCUUCUUUUCGCGCUGGAAACGAUCAGUCCUUAGCACCCCGAGACCGUAAACAUUGUUCUGAUAAGAAUUUCAACAAUCAUUCACGAAAUGGGGGGAAUCGAAAUCAAAAUCAUAAGCCUGCACAGAACCAGACACAACAGAAUCAGGCCCCCAUUAGAGCACAACCACUGAAUCAACAAAACCCACAACCGAAUCGUGAUCCUCCUUGCGCCACUUGCGGGAAACCUCAAAAGGUAUUUGUCGCCGAGCUGAAGGCCUUAGUUUCAAAUGUGGAGAUGCAGGACACAUGA